UUUUAAAACAACUCAACAAAGAAACGCGAGAUAUGAUCAAAACUUAAAGUACUCUACUAUAUUUAUAUAUAGUUAGGAUAGGUUAUAUAUAUAUAUAUUUGACUAGUUUAAGCUUAUAACCGUUAUUGAUUCGCAACACUGACUGACUAGUUAUAUUUACCUCUCUAUCAAUACUUAAGACGAUUAGACCCAACUAGCUCCUAGUAGUUAGAACAGUAUGUGUAACGCCAGCUGACAACACGGACGUACUGAUGGUUGAGCGGAGGAAUAACUUGGAAUGGAACAGCUCACCUUGAGUAAAAGUUGUUCGUUGUUUGUGAUAAACCGGAGGAAUGCCCUCUGGUUAUCGAGCCUUCGUCAUGUCAGUGAAUUGGACAUUACCGACUUAUAAUAUCGAAUCUCAUGGGAACAGUGACUCGCCCCAGCAACCCCCUAACAUUACCAACACAGGGGCAGCCAGUACGGAAGUGUAUAAUUUACCCGAAAAAGUCGUUAUUGGUACUGUUUUAGCUUGUAUUAUAUUUAUUUCUAUAUCAGGAAAUAUCCUCGUCUGUGUCGCCGUUUUUACCGACAGAAAACUUAAAAGAAAUUCUAAUUUAUUUAUAGUUUCGUUAGCCAUCGCUGAUCUCCUUGUAGCCGUUUUAGUAAUGACGUUCGCUCUUGCUAACGAUAUACAAGGGACUUGGGAAUUCGGUGCCGUCUUCUGUAAAGUUUGGAUUUCCGCGGAUAUUAUGUGUUCCACGGCAUCGAUUCUCAAUCUAUGUGCCAUAAGUUUAGAUAGAUUUAUUCACAUUAAGGACCCGUUACGAUACGAAAGUUACAUGACGGGACGGAGAACUAUGUGUUUUAUAUCGGUGGUAUGGUGUUUAUCUUUACUCAUAUCCUUUGUCCCCAUCCAUCUGGGCUGGCAUCAGGAUCCUGGUGACGGGGUUGGCCCCAACAGUAACGAAGACAUGUGUAUAUUCGAAUUAAAUCCUAUUUAUGCAAUCGUAUCCUCUGCGAUUAGUUUCUAUAUACCCUGCAUAGUUAUGCUAUCUAUCUAUUGCCGACUUUAUCUUUAUGCACGCAAACAUGUGGAAAGUAUGAAACGGACCACUACUACCGCUGAUCGCUUUAACGGUGGAUCCGACAAGAAGGUGUCGUCAAAAGUGUCUGACCAUAAAGCCGCCGUUACACUAGGAAUAAUAAUGGGUGUGUUUUUGUUUUGUUGGUUGCCGUUUUUUACGGUUAAUCUUAUAGCUGCGUUUUGUGCUACGUGUAUUGCGCCUGUCGUUUUUAAAAUCCUGACCUGGUUAGGGUAUGUGAACUCGUCUCUCAAUCCCAUCAUUUACAGCAUAUUUAACCAAGAAUUCCGAGAAGCAUUUCGUAAAAUUCUUUUCCCUAAAUGUGUUCUGGAGGAUCAUACUAGUGCAUCAUACAGUCUUCGACCUCCCGUUAAAAAGAUCAACAAAGCCGAAUACGCACCGCCUCUGGUGGAAAAUGGGGCUAACCACAGGAGAAGCAGUCGGGAGCGAUUAUUUACGGAAAAGAUAACAUCAUUGUGAAUCUUACAAGGAUGGAUACGAUUUAAACAGUAUCAAUGUUGAUCUUGUUGGUGGUACAGUAGUAACCACAGAAGAAUGACAUCUGUAUCAUCGCAUCUAAUUAUUACACGAGAAUGGUUAUCCACAGUGUCAACUGUAUGCACCGAAGUCCUCGACACUGAAAUAAAGUGGAAGGUCGAUGAUUGAUAACAGUGAUUUCACAAAAUGUUAGUAAUUGCAUGUGGCUGUUUUAUUGACGAUCUCGAUCAGUAAAAACCCAA
Messenger RNA from Patella vulgata (common limpet), 1804 nucleotides. RefSeq names its product dopamine receptor 1. Lineage: Eukaryota; Metazoa; Mollusca; Gastropoda; Patellidae. Bases 333 to 1544 code for a protein of 403 amino acids. The record is from RefSeq and is a predicted model, not a curated record. Gene Ontology annotation, molecular function: G protein-coupled receptor activity. Gene Ontology annotation, biological process: adenylate cyclase-activating adrenergic receptor signaling pathway. The transcript has 2 exons. Gene Ontology annotation, cellular component: membrane.